AGUCAACCACUCAUCCGAGACCUUCUAGUCCCCGAAAGCACCUGCUAGCAUCGGCGCGCGUAUCUUUUCUGUUGAAGAGUAGUACGAAGUGGCGUGACUGGAGUGAACAUAGGAAAGCUUCAAUAUUGCUUCCGACCUUGAUGAAUGCCUAAAAGAUCUUCUAACUUGCCAUUUCUGUCUUGUUCUCGCAGUGUUACUGCUCUCCCAUCAAUCCCAAUAUGCCACCGCUACUUGGGUUUUCCGAUAAUCCAUUCCAGUCCCGCGAUGAUGUCUUGCAAGCUGCCACAUCCCUCCUCAAACCUCUAACGCCUUACAAGUCACCGUGCGGCGCCAGGGUCAAGUUGUCCACUGCAACAGGAACAGGGUUUGAUGAAAUCUCAGCUCAACUCGAAGGCUUUGCAAGGCCACUCUGGGUUGUUGCGGACUUACUCGCAGCGCAACCCACCACGUCCGCGACCGCCUCCGGGGAUCUAGAUCUCUACUCAUGGAUUCGCGGACUGGACGCUGGCGUUGAUCCGCGUUCGGAUACGUUUUGGGGCCAUACAGGAGAGCAUGAUCAACGCAUGGUGGAAAUGGAGCCCAUAGCAUAUGCGCUCUUGACCGCCCCUACGGCAUUUCUAUCAGCGCUCCCGAACACACCAGGUUCGGACUCUCAAGUGGAUCAGCAAAAGAGAGACCGAAUUGUAGCCUGGUUGCGGUUAAUAAAUGAAAAGACAGUUCCCCCAUCAAACUGGCGUUGGUUUAGAAUUCUGGUGAACCUGGCACUGGUAAAAUCCUGUGGGGUUCCCUACGAUGAGGUCAAGCCAUUUAUAGACGUUGAUUUCAAAAUGCUGGACUCGUUUUAUAUCGGAGAUGGUUGGUCAUCAGAUGGUCUAUGGUCUGCGGACAAGAGGCAAGCAGAUUACUACUCGGGCAGUUUUGCAAUUCAGUACUCGCAGCUGGCGUACGUCCGUUUCGCACGGGACCUUGAUCCCGAGAGGGUCGAGCGUUAUCGAUCGGAAGCUGGAGAAUUUGCAGCGACCUUUUGGAGGUACUUCGAUGUUAAUGGCGCUGCCAUCCCAUUUGGUCGGAGUCUGACGUACCGUUUUGCAUUUGCGGCAUUUUGGUCGGCAGCGGUCGUUGCUGAAAUUCCUCUUCCAGCCCCAUUAAAUGAUAUGGGCGUCGUCAAAGGACUUUUGUUGCGCCACCUCCGUUGGUGGGCAAAGCAAUCCGAUAUCUUCAACACAGAUGGAACCCUCAAUAUCGGUUAUACUUACCCAAACAUGUUCAUGAGUGAAGAUUAUAACUCGCCACAGUCGGUCUACUGGUGUUUGAAAACAUUCUCGGUUCUUAGAUUGAGUGAGGAUCAUCCUUUUUGGCAAUGUGAAGAGCUCCCCCACCCUCUCUCAACAAAUACUCUAUCUCAUGAGCUGGGCAAUCAAAAUGAUACAAGUCUCAGCCCUUUUGGUGUCGUUAACCCCGCCGCGCAAAUCACCUGUAGUCUCCCAGAGCAUCACUUCCUCCUCUCCGCAGGACAAUCGACGCAAAAGCCGCACCGAGCCAGAGAGGCCAAAUACAGCAAACUCGCAUACUCGUCCGCAUUCGCAUUCAGUGUUCCAGUCGGCCCUCUCCUCUCCCAGAUGGCACCCGACAGCACUCUAUCAGUUAGUAAUGACGGUGGCGACACAUGGAAAGCUCGAUGGGAGCCAGAAUCUGCUCGGAUCAAGUCAGUUCAACUCACGUUAGAGGGUCAAAAAGAUAGUGGGCCGAAAACUACCACUGUACCGGUCCUCAUAAGCGCGUGGCGGCCGUGGAAAUCUACUGAUUUUAAGAUUGAAACUAUCCUUAUUCCUCCCUUGGAGAGGUGGCCGGGAUGGCAUGUCCGUGUACACGUAUUGACUUGGAAAGCCCAAUAUUCAGACUCGUUGUUCCAGUUAGUGGAUGCGGGUUUUGCAAUAUCAAGUGAAGGAGUUACAGGGGUUGUUCUGCCUACUCUUACCCCGGAGCUGAGAGACUUAUUGUCCAGUGAAGAUGAAAAGGCAACAGACGCGGCCCAAGAAGGUAUUUGGGAAGGAGAUUAUAAUUGCUUAGUUCUUUCCGACGCAGGAGCGAGUGGUAUCGCUGAUUUAUCGGCCGGAGCCCAAAAACGACCACCCAUCGAUCCUGUAUUUGGCGGUCGUGAGUGUCGAAGCGAUCUCUUGAGGCCAGAUUCAAACACAAAUUUGGUGGCACAGAGAUCUCGCAUUCCCUCGUUGCAUCACCGCUUCCAGGUCCAAGGUAAUUCUAGCGAAGCAUGGCUUAUCACAGGGAUUUUUGCUGUGUCUAGUUCUUCUGGAUUAGAUAAUGCCAGUAUCAGAGAGCUAUGGCGGGACAAACCGCGCCUGGACGUAGAGGAAUAUACCAAUAUAUUAUAGAGCUCGACCAUCCUAUCAUGCCCUAGAAGUAGUUUAAAUAGACAGCAAAGCGUGCA
This is a messenger RNA of Pseudogymnoascus verrucosus, 2449 nucleotides long. RefSeq lists its product as uncharacterized. NCBI's taxonomy places the organism in Eukaryota, Fungi, Ascomycota, Leotiomycetes, Thelebolales, Thelebolaceae. The record is from RefSeq and is a predicted model, not a curated record. The coding region runs from base 219 to 2393 and encodes 724 amino acids. The transcript has 3 exons.